Molecule: messenger RNA, 1299 nt
Organism: Symphalangus syndactylus (siamang)
Lineage: Eukaryota; Metazoa; Chordata; Mammalia; Primates; Hylobatidae
Product: olfactory receptor 5M1-like
Biological process (GO): G protein-coupled receptor signaling pathway
Cellular component (GO): membrane
Molecular function (GO): olfactory receptor activity; G protein-coupled receptor activity
Source: RefSeq, a predicted model, not a curated record
AUGUGGAAGUUUACAUGGACACAAAAAAGGGAACAACAGGCACCAGGACCUACUUGGAGGGUGAAGUGUGGGAGGAGGGUAAGGAUUGAAACUCUGCCUAUCGGGCACUAUGCUUAUCAACUGAGUGAUGAAAUAACGUGUACACCAAAACCCUGUGACACGGAAUUUACCUUUAUGAAAAGCUGCACAUGGACCUCUGAACCUAAAAUUAAAGUUAAAAAAAGAAAUCUGUCCCAAGGAGACUGUUUUCUCUUAAUGUACUGCAUCCUGCUUAAUGAACUAUGGAUUUCAUGCAUUCUUUUUCAGGAUUAUAUUGCCUACCUGAUUGUAGACAUUUCAAGAGAUAAGAAGACGUUCUCCACAAACCACACCGUAGUGACAGAAUUCAUUCUCUUGGGACUGACAGACGACCCAGUGCUAGAGAAGAUACUGUUUGGGGUAUUCCUGGCAAUCUACCUAAUCACACUGGCAGGCAAUCUGUGCAUGAUCCUGCUGAUCAGGACCAAUUCUCACCUGCAAACACGCAUGUAUUUCUUCCUUGGCCACCUCUCCUUUGUAGACAUUUGCUAUUCUUCCAAUAUUACUGCAAAUAUGCUGCACAAUUUCCUCUCAGAAUAGAAGACCAUCUCCUAUGCUGGAUGCUUCACACAGUGUCUUCUCUUCAUCGCCCUGGUGAUCACUGAGUUUUAUAUCCUUUCUUCAAUGGCAUUGGAUCGCUAUGUAGCCAUUUGCAGCCCUUUACAUUACAGUUCCAGGAUGUCCAAGAACAUCUGUAUCUGUCUGGUCACUGUCCCUUACAUGUAUGGGUUUCUUAGUGGGUUAUCUCAGUCACUGCUAACCUUUCACUUAUCCUUCUGUGGCUCCCUUGAAAUCAAUCAUUUCUACUGCGCUGAUCCUCCUCUUAUCAUGCUGGCCUGCUCUGACACCCGUGUCAAAAAGAUGGCAAUGUUUGUAGUUGCAGGCUUUAAUCUCUCCAGCUCUCUCUUCUUCAUUCUUCUGUCCUAUCUUUUCAUUCUUGCAGCGAUCUUGAGGAUCCGUUCUGCUAAAGGCAGGCACAAAGCCUUUUCUACAUGUGCUUCCCACCUGACAAUAGUCACUUUGUUUUAUGGAACCCUCUUCUGCAUGUACACAAGGCCUCCAUCAGAGAAGUCUGUAGAGGAGUCCAAAAUAACUGCAGUCUUUUAUACUUUUUUGAGCCCAAUGCUGAACCCAUUGAUCUAUAGCCUAAGGAACAAAGAUAUAAUCCUUGCCAUGCAACAAAUGAUUAGGGGAAAAUCCUUUCGUAAAAUUGCAGUGUAG